UCAUGGGGAAGGCUCAACCUUUAUUACGCUGUAUGGUAUUCUAAUGUGGGAUAUCAUUUUCAUGGAUGACAUACCCGACGUUUUCAGAAAUUCCUAUCAGACAUUCCCCCUGGAUUUAUACACUGACAGCUUCUAUGAGAACAGGAGGGAUGUCAUUGAGGCCAGACUCCAGCAGCUUCACACAGCUUCCUCAGAGACAAUGGCAAAGUUGGUCGCUGACAUCUGGACCACUCAGGAGGGAAAAGCAGCAGCACUAGUUAGCUGGGGGCGUUUUAGUUCCCUCCAGCAAGUUCAGAACCUUGUCUCUUGCCUUGGAGGGAUGUUUCUGAGUGGUGUUUUUAGGCGACUUUCCAAAGAUCUACGCCAUUGCAGAGGGGGACUUCCUGACCUGGUUGUGUGGCGUACUCACACUAAUCACUUUAAGCUGGUGGAAGUGAAAGGUCCCAAUGAUCGCCUGUCCCACAAGCAGAUAAUCUGGCUGAGUGAACUGAAGAAGCUGGGUGCUGCAGUAGAAGUUUGUCACGUGCAAGCCGUUGGAGGCAAGAGUAAGCGCCUCAGUUGACAAUAGAGGUUUUUGGUCACAUGGGUAACUUUGGUGUUUUUUAAAGGAACUGGCAUGAUGCACACUACUGGCUGCUGCUUAUUAAAAGUACACAAAACAUUCUAAAAAAUAGUUUGAGAAGACCGUCGGUAUGAUUUACUAUAUGUCCCUUUGUGUUCAGAAGAACAAAACCUUUCUCUUC
Pelecanus crispus (Dalmatian pelican) is the source of this 743-nucleotide messenger RNA. The record is from RefSeq and is a predicted model, not a curated record. Lineage: Eukaryota; Metazoa; Chordata; Aves; Pelecaniformes; Pelecanidae.